Exophiala viscosa is the source of this 479-nucleotide messenger RNA. RefSeq lists its product as uncharacterized. The transcript has 2 exons. Bases 195 to 479 code for a protein of 94 amino acids. The record is from RefSeq and is a predicted model, not a curated record. Lineage: Eukaryota; Fungi; Ascomycota; Eurotiomycetes; Chaetothyriales; Herpotrichiellaceae.
GGGGUAAUCCUCGUAUUGGAUCGACAGCCUCGGGUUGGCACCUCAGGUGUGAGAUAUAAAAAGGGAGCCUUUGCGACCUGGGGCGCAUCCGCUGUAUUCUAUACAGUCGAAGAACCGUCAAUUCGAGCGUUUGAAAUAAGAGCAACUCUCUCUCAUAUCACCAAGCUAGAAAGGCUGCAACAGCUGCGAGCAAGAUGGGCUUCCUCGGCGACAAGUACAAGGCGUUCCAGAAUUUCAAAAACGGGCGCAACCCUGACGGUUCUUCCAAGCUUUCAGAAGAGGAGAUCAAGAAAUAUACCGGCAUGGACAAGGUCGAAUUUGACAAGUGGUCGGCCAAUGCGCCAGGUGUCGCUGGCAACCAGAAUGCAGGGUCCCUGCUCGCUGGAGGGAAUUCCGGACUGUACAAUGGUGACUACAGCACUUAUGACAAUAACAAGACGCCACGGAAACUUUGGCCUGUGGGAGCCCAUCAGCUCUGA